Messenger RNA from Sphaeramia orbicularis (orbiculate cardinalfish), 2346 nucleotides. RefSeq names its product ras-related protein Rab-37. Lineage: Eukaryota; Metazoa; Chordata; Actinopteri; Kurtiformes; Apogonidae. The record is from RefSeq and is a predicted model, not a curated record. Bases 582 to 1271 code for a protein of 229 amino acids. Gene Ontology annotation, molecular function: GTP binding; GTPase activity. The transcript is spliced from 9 exons.
CGGGUACAACAUCAGCCCAUCCUAAUAGACUGAUCUUCCACUCAUAAAGGAGAAAAAAAAGGGGGAAAAAAUGCAAAGCUAGAGCUGUCGACGUCCUUCCAUACUCAGUUAAUCAUCUGCCCACGCGAGGAUGCACCGCUCCGCGCUCUGCAAAAUCAGAGAAAUGUUUCCGCCUGUGUGUCAUUACAGCUUCCCUGACCGGUGGGUGUAGAUGUGGAGAGCCACUGCUUGUUCUUCUUCUUCUUCUUCUUGUUCUCAACUUGUGACCCUUCGCUUCUGUGAUAUUAUCAAGGUGUGAUUUUUCUUUUUUGGAAGCGCACGGUGAUCAUUUCGCGGCCACACGCAGUAUGCGCGCACAGGGGCUGGAGGCUGGCGGAGACCGGGACUGAGUGGCGGAGAUCUGACACACAUUCACACACACUCACACACACACACACACACACACACACACACAGUCACACACUCACACAUACACACACACACACACACACACACAUACACACACCAGUGCGCGUCUUUCUUGGACAACAUCUCUGGGAAAUAACUGGUUUGGAUCUGUUUUGCUUUUGUUUAUCAUUGCGAUGUCAACAAGAAAGACAUCGUUGACGGACAAGCAGACUAAAAACGGAACGUCAAAAUAUGUAUUGGAGAGAUGCGCUUCUAUUAACGAGUAUUAUGAUAUUGCCUUCAAGGUGAUGCUGCUGGGAGACUCAGCUGUGGGGAAGACGUGCGUCUUGGUGCGCUUUAAAGACGGGGCAUUUCUGGGAGGCAACUUUAUAGCCACCGUUGGAAUAGACUUUAGGAAUAAAGUGGUGGAUGUCGACAACCUCAAAGUUAAACUGCAGAUCUGGGAUACAGCUGGCCAAGAGAGAUUCCGCAGCGUAACGCACGCCUACUACAGAGAUGCCCAGGCGUUACUUCUGCUGUAUGAUAUCACCAGCAAGCCGUCGUUUGACAAUAUCAGGGCUUGGCUGACUGAAAUACAUGACUAUGCCCAGAAGGAUGUGGUCAUCAUGUUGCUCGGCAACAAGUCGGACAUGGCUGCAGAGAGGGUUGUGAAGACAGAGGAAGGAGAGAAGCUGGCCAAGGAAUAUGGUGUACCAUUUAUGGAGACCAGUGCAAAGACAGGGGUCAAUGUGGAACUAGCCUUUCAUGCCAUUGCAAAGGAGCUGAAGCACAGAGCGACUCAGCAGCCCAAUGAGCCCAAGUUCCAGAUUCACGACUACAUCGAGUCUCAGAAGCACAAGUCUGGCUGCUGUGGCCUCAUGUAGCUGACGCCGAUCACCAGGCAGAGAGAGACACAAACACAGAAGGAAAGGGAGGGAGGGAGUGGGAAUGAGGUAAAAAAAAAAAAAAAAAAGAAAAAAAAAAAAGUCUGCUCUCUUAUGACAACUAGCCAAUCCCAACUCCAACCCUGAGAUGCAGACGUCCUCCUCUUCCCCGCCAGGCUUUUAGCUGAAUGAAAGUGAAUCUGGAUCGGCUGCCAUCCCUUAUCUGAAAUGUGAAUUUAGAUUUAUGUCACGUGUAAAAAAAUGUUUGUGGUCUUUGUGGUGAAAGUUGUGUCAAACUACAAGACAGAAGCUCCUGUCUAAAAUGCUAUAUCCAUCUGCAGAAACAACACAUUUUCAUUCUGCACUUGAUAAACAUCAGUUUUAUAUGAAGAAUCAAUAUGACUGUUUAUGUGGAUAUAGCAUUUUGCAGUGAAGUUUGUUUUCCAUCCCUGUUUUACCAGGCUGUGAACUGAACCCCUUUUGGCCUUACAGUCCUCACCUUUAUGAAUUUCUCGGUCAGAUUGUAGCUAAAAUGAUCCCGUCUGUUCACAUCUGUACUGCAGUUAGAUAGAAUAAAGCCAACAUUUUGAGGGCGCUCGCCCACUGUGUGUCUGUCUGUAAAUUCAAUUCAGGGCCAAUGAAACUUCACUCAAAGUACUGUACAUGCACCGGAUGGUCAUCUUCAUCGCCGUACCAGACUACAUACUGGACAUGAGAGGGAUUAUGCUCAUGUUUAAAUUGGUUAUAGAUUCGUCAGCAUGCAAUUUGCCUUUUUCUCAUGUGUCGUUCACUCAGAAGAGAUGCACACAGCAACACACAACGCAGCACCCCCGAAACAUUGUUGUGUCUCCUUUAAAGAUGGAUGUUGUUGUCUACACUGUACUGAAGCUGUAUUUGUUCUGGCACCACAUCGUGUAACUUGUUUCUUUGUACAAUGUUCAUUAUGAAUGUUUGCUUGUCGAACUUGCUCAAUGUCACAUUUGUCCCUCCUCUGAGGCUUCACGGUGAUCACAAAGUGCCAUGAAGAAGUGCUUUGUUAUCAUAUUAUAUAUAAAAAAAUAUUUUUUGUAAUGUA